AUGACAUGGUUCAAAGAUUUGGACUUCCCAGAAAUGUUUGGAUUCCUGCACAAUCAAGUCACACCUUUCAACAUUCAGUCGGGCAACUCUGAAAACCUAUAUGCCUGGCAUGUCCUUCCUGUCGGGCUGUACCGCAUGCACGAAGAAGAGCUUCUCGUUGAGCCGGCUGGAUUAGUGAAAGACUUUACCUCUCGACCGGCCUUUCGUUUGCUACGAGACGAUCCGGAGUCUCUUCUGGUGAUCCACUUCCAUGGCGCUGGCGGGACAGUGGGAUCAGGUUACAGAACGCCAAAUUACCGGGCCCUGUCUGCAGGAGAUCCCGAUAAGCUCCAUAUCUUAACCUUCGAUUACCGGGGAUUUGGUCGCACUGCUGGUAUACCAACAGAAGAUGGAAUCAUAACAGACGCUCUCGCCGUCGUUGACUGGGCGCUGAAUGUCGCAUGGAUCCCUCCCUCACGAAUCCUGAUCUUCAGCCAAUCCCUUGGAACAGCCGUAAACACAGCUGUGGCCGAGCACUAUGCCAAACAAAGACCUGCCACCGUGUUUGCCGGCCACAUACUGGUGGCGCCAUUCGUCGAUGUCCCAACCCUGGUGUCAACAUACAGCGUUGCCGGUACCAUCCCAAUCCUCGGACCUCUGGCCAGGUUUCCCGUUGUCUUCGACUACCUUCGCUCGUUCAUCCGCGAUAAGUGGUCGACCAAAGAUCGCAUUGCAAGCUACGUGCGCGAAAAUGAGGCCACCGAGAGCCCAUACCGAAUCACCAUGAUCCAUGCCGAAGAUGACUACGACAUUCCAUGGCAUCAUACUCCCACUGUGUUCUGGCAUGCCGUCAGUGGUACUUUUCCGGAUAAAGCACCUAGUUUGGAGGAGCUAGAUGAGGUGAAGGCGUCUCGGAGGAAGGACCUCGGUGCUGCUGGCAGCGUCGUUGAGUGGAGGACCCAGCAUGGUAUCAUACGAGAGGAGAUCCUGAAACACGGCCUCCACGACGUGAUCAUGGGCAACCCUGUCAUCACCCUGGCCGUGAUGCGGAUGUUUGACAGCAAAACGGACGCCGCCGAUAGCGAUGAGCCUGUGCCAACUUCACCCAACCAUGAAUGCAAGCUACGUUCGCGGAAAGGGGAGGAUAUCAUGGGGCGCCGGCGCAUGUGA
Saxophila tyrrhenica is the source of this 1149-nucleotide messenger RNA. RefSeq lists its product as uncharacterized. Gene Ontology annotation, biological process: monoacylglycerol catabolic process; phosphatidylserine catabolic process. Gene Ontology annotation, molecular function: phosphatidylcholine lysophospholipase A1 activity; monoacylglycerol lipase activity. The record is from RefSeq and is a predicted model, not a curated record. Lineage: Eukaryota; Fungi; Ascomycota; Dothideomycetes; Mycosphaerellales; Extremaceae. Bases 1 to 1149 code for a protein of 382 amino acids. The transcript has a single exon. Gene Ontology annotation, cellular component: endoplasmic reticulum membrane.